Messenger RNA from Formica exsecta, 1698 nucleotides. RefSeq names its product presenilins-associated rhomboid-like protein, mitochondrial (gene rho-7). NCBI's taxonomy places the organism in Eukaryota, Metazoa, Arthropoda, Insecta, Hymenoptera, Formicidae. Bases 173 to 1189 code for a protein of 338 amino acids. Gene Ontology annotation, molecular function: serine-type endopeptidase activity. The record is from RefSeq and is a predicted model, not a curated record. The transcript is spliced from 8 exons. Gene Ontology annotation, cellular component: membrane.
GCGACGUGAAAUCUCGAACGGGUUAACGUCACGUCUGAUCUCGCGAUCGUUCCGUCUCUAGCACGAAAGAUUAUCCGGCGUGUCUCGUGCUGCUAAAUUUCCCUCACUUUACGCAUGUACAGGCGUAUGGAAUCUUUGCGAAUUCUACAGACCUGCGAUAAAUUUCGGUAGCAUGACAACUAGAACAUUUUUACACCUGGGCGACACGGCGAACAGAUGUUUCUUUGCGACUGUACAAUAUUGCAAGCCCAAAUUGCAAACAUCACAAUAUAGGCAAAUAAGAAACCUGAAGAAGUCACAGAUUUCUCUUAAACAAUCAGAGUCCCCUUUUCCAAAUGUUCAUAUUGAAACUGGAACUAUACAACCUGCGAGGUUGUGGAAACAUCUCGGUUUCACCAUCAUGUUUAGCAGUGCCUCUAUGGUCGGUGCUGCAAUUUGGGAAUAUGAGCGUAUCAGAAGCCAGACAUACAAAAUAAUCCAACGUUUUAGACAGUUUCGAACUAAUCGAACAGGAUGGAGGGGCGAAAUGGAGACAUGGUGGAGAAACUUGACGGAAGGACAGAAAAUGUUUGUGCCUAUAUGUUUUUUAAAUACAGUCAUAUUCUUAGCUUGGCGAGUGCCGGCAUUGCAGAAGUCGAUGGUGCGUUACUUUUGCGCCAAUCCUGCCUCCAGUGCGGCGUGCUGGCCUAUGGUACUUUCUACCUUUUCGCAUUAUUCCGUAUUUCAUCUGGCUGCAAAUAUGUAUGUAUUACAUAGCUUCAGCACGAUAGCUGUGGCAGCGUUGGGAAAGGAGCAAUUUUUAGCAGUCUAUUUAUCAAGUGGAGUGAUAGCCAGUUUUGCUAGUCACGUAUACAAAACUAUGUUGGGUGUGCCAGGCCUUUCUUUAGGAGCGUCAGGGGCAAUUAUGGGCAUUCUUGGAUUUAUUUGUACACAAUAUCCUGACAUUCAACUCAGUAUCAUUUUUCUUCCUAUGCUCACGUUUACAGCCGGUAUGGCAAUCAAAGGAAUAAUGGCUUUGGAUGUUGUUGGUUGUACCUUAGGAUGGAAAUAUUUUGAUCACGCUGCACAUUUAGGUGGUGCAUUAUUCGGAAUAUUCUGGCAGGUUUGGGGCAAUGCUAAUAUCUGGCAAAAGCGAGAACCACUUUUGACUCUCUGGCAUGGAUUCCGAGAACCUCGUAAAUCACAAUGAUAUUUUCCCUAUUCUAGAUUUUAUUUAUAUUAUAUUCUAUCCUCAAAUUGUAAAGUUUCUAUUAUCUUGCAAGAACAAAUUUGCCGAAAAAUGUAGAUAUGCAUUAUAUAUUUUUAUUAUUUAUACAUCGUUUUUACAUGAUGAAAUAUAACUUUAUCAUUUCUCAAAAAAACAAUAAGAAAUUAUAUCAAAAUAAUCAUUCAUAUAAUUUUUAUAGAAAAAUGCAAUUUUUUUCUUGGAGAAAAUGUAUCAUUUUAAUUUACAAUAAUUCUAAAUCUCUGAUAAGAAAUAUAAUAUAGAUCGCAAUAUAUCUCAAAAAUCUAAUGUUUUUAAUAAUAGAGUAAUAAUAUAGGAUAUACUUAACUUUUAAGAUAUUUUAUAUGAUGCUUGAAAUGAUCCUCGAUGAAUGUAGCUAUAAAGUAAUAGCUAUGAUCAUAACCGUCCUGAAAUCUGAGAACGAGUGCUAUCCCAUUAUCUUUGGCAGCGUUUAAUAAAUUCUCUGGUAAUAG